AUGACUGAUCCUUUAGAAGCUGAAUUAGAGGCAAAUAACACAAUCCCUAUCCAAACCAUUGCGUCAAUUAACUAUGAAGUAGGAAAAGAAGUUGAACAGAGCCAGAAGAUAAAUGAAGAAGAAGAAGGCCAGGAAGCAAAAGAAGAGUCAAAAGUGGUAGAAAAGAGCCUAGAAAUCUCUGAAAUCUCGCUACCUUUGGAGAAUACUCACUUGCAAGAGCUCACCUUAAAGAGAAGUGAAGAAGAUAGGCUAAAUUCUGCCAACACGAAGCCAGUGGAACUAGAUGUGGAAUUCUUAUAUUAUGGGAUGGAAAAGUAUGGACAUGAGAGAAAUUCCCAGAAAGUGAUAGAGGCAGUAAUGCAGUCUGUUGCAGAAGAAAAGGGAUCUUCCAAUCCACUCUGUUCACAUUAUCAUGGAGGUGUACAUGAUGAAAAACCUAUUGCACGUCGCACGCAUUUCUCAAUAAGUCCUACUACCAAAAGUAGGUCCAUAGGGAGUCCUAUCAGUCAUGAUCAAAGAAUAAUUGACGAGUGCACAUCUGGGAGGGAUUUCAUUGUUAGUAGUUCCAUACCUCAAUCCAAAAGUGUGUCACACCUCCUCAAUAUGAAAAUAGAGAAACCAACUGAUGCACAGAAGAGGAUACCUGGGAAUGAUAAAUGUGCUAAUUAUGGUGCUCCUGAUCCAGACUGGGCUUCUUUGAAUCUUGGUAUUCUUAUAUGCAUUGAAUGUUCUAGCAUUCACCGUAAACUUGGUGUACAUAUAUCAAAGUGUACAUCUCAGGGUCGAGGAGGAACCCAGCCUAGUUCUUCAGUUUUAGUUAGAGGACCAACGCCGCCGGUCAGAGGUCGAGGUAGAGCCCAGACUAGUAGAGGUAGUCGCACUCCUAGUAGGGGUACUGGUGGUGUUAUAGUCCCUCAGGGAGGAGGUAGAGGUGUUGGGAAGUAUGCACAAAAAAGUUUUAUUCACAAAGUGGCAGACAGUAGGCAUCUGCUUUCUGUGGCACAACAGCUGUUGGAAGGUGUCCGUAAAAAUGACAAGAAAAUUGUAUACCGUCUCAUUGUUGCCUAUCAAGCAGAUGUUAAUGCAGUUUACGGGCAAGCAUCACUUGGCAGUGAUAGUGCAAACUCUUUGAACCCACAAAAUGGAAGUGAAGACUGUUCCUCUGAUGAAUUUCUUGAUGGUUGUUACCAAACUGCUGAUAUUGGCAUGGUGGAGCUUCUUCUGCAGCAUGGGGGGGAUCCACAAGCAGUUGAUAAGGAAGGAAAGAACCCUUUCCACCUUGUCGAGGAAUCAGCCCUCGAUGAUGUGGAGAUUAUUGCCCGGCUGAAAGUUGCAAUAGGAUAG
Molecule: messenger RNA, 1344 nt
Organism: Solanum dulcamara
Lineage: Eukaryota; Viridiplantae; Streptophyta; Magnoliopsida; Solanales; Solanaceae
Product: ADP-ribosylation factor GTPase-activating protein AGD1-like
Exons: 9
Coding region: 1-1344 (447 amino acids)
Molecular function (GO): GTPase activator activity
Source: RefSeq, a predicted model, not a curated record